Molecule: messenger RNA, 531 nt
Organism: Yamadazyma jaroonii
Lineage: Eukaryota; Fungi; Ascomycota; Pichiomycetes; Serinales; Debaryomycetaceae
Source: the annotation of a GenBank genome assembly
AUGCAUCCUUUUCACAAAAGACUAUUGAAGGAAUUUAAAUCCUUGAACAAAAAUCCUUUACCAAGCAUAAAAAUCUUAUCCAACAAUGAAAACUUGACGAAUUUUGACUUUGAGAUUGAAAUAACUAACGGAUUGUAUGAUGAUAAGUUGUAUAAAUUGGUGGUGGUUAUAACAAAGGAAUAUCCUGUGCUGCCACCUAAAGCUAAAUUUGUAGUAGGCACAAGAGAAGCGGGAGAACUGGGAUCAACAGGAACAUCUGAAAAUCCAAUUGAUGUUUCUUCGGACACCAUGCAAUCGUCUUAUAAAAUUCCUAUUCAUCCACAUAUUUAUUCGAACGGUCACAUAUGUUUGAAUUUACUUGGAGAUGAUUGGACUCCAGCAUGUACUAUUGAAAGUAUAUUAAUAAGUCUUCAGUCAAUGAUCAAUAACAAUACUGACAUGACCAGACCUCCAGAUGAUAAUAGAUACAUAAAGUAUGCUGGAGAAUUUGCAUCAAAGGAUGGGUUCGUUUACCAUGAUGAUUCAGUAUGA